UGAAGUGAGAGAGUGACAUAGCAGGUGCGAGAACCCCAAACUGUCAUACACAUGCACAAAGGGUGAGAAAGAGGGUGGAGAAUGAAAUCAUUCAUAGAUGUACACGAGAGAGUGAGGAAGCAGAAAGAGUGAUUGUGAGAUACUGAAACGCGAGCACAGAGGGACGAUACAAGAGAGACAGUGAGGAGGGAGAGGAAGACAAAUUGGAGUUAGAGGUGAAUAAAGAGGGACCAUGCUGAGGAGGAAGAGGAGCGUAUCCUUCGGUGGAUUUGGAUGGGUUGACAAGUCUACCAUUAGUGCCCUUCGAGCUCGGAAGCAGGAGUUGCUGACCAUCUCCAAUGUGCCCCUGUCAGACUGCCCUCCCUCUCCCCCCAGAACCGCCCCACCCACCAUGAAGUCUACUCAGUUUUUUGAUAUGCUGGACAAGAUGGAGCAGGUUUCUGAGGUGGAGGAAAUGAGGCCACAAAUAUUAAAGGAUGGUUACAUUCCAUACCCACGUAUAGAGGAGGUGUUACAGCAGGGUGAGCCAUACCCUCAGGUCAUCCUGCCUCAGUUUGGGGGUUACUGGAUAGAAGAUCCUGAAGCCCCUGCUGCCAUCCCAAACUGGGAGAAUGGCUUCUGUGAUGAGGAAAAUGGAGAAGGAAGCAAUUCAGGACAGUUUGGCUACAGACUGGAGAGUAACUAUGCCAUUCGCGCAUACCGCAAGCACUUUCUGGGCAGGGAACAUCUGAACUUCUACUGCACGGCCAGUAACCAUGGCAACCUCGUACUGUCCCUCAGACACGAGGAGGUGAAGCAGCAGGAGUACCUGAACAUCAUUCUCAGGACUCCAUCAAAGACAGUCUAUGACAAGAUCUCUUUGGCAGGCUUGACUGAGCUCCCCAGUGUCCCUCAGUUAGCAAAGAUACUAUGUGAAGACAUUGUAGGUCUGAAAUUUAGUCCUGUGCUGUAUCCAAAGGGCUCUCAAUUAAUAGUGAAUUAUGACGAGCAUGAGUUGAACAACACAUUUAAGUUUGGCGUCAUCUACCAAAGGUUUGGGCAGACCUCGGAGGAGGAGUUGUUUGGGAACAGUGAAGAAACUCCAGCAUUUACAGAGUUCCUCCGAGUUCUGGGAGACUGUGUAGAGCUGCAGGAUUUUAAAGGAUUUCGAGGUGGUUUGGACGUAUCUCACGGUCAGACAGGGUCUCAGUCAGUCUACACUGUGUUCAGAGGACAGGAACUCAUGUUUCACGUCUCCACCAAACUCCCCUAUACUGAGGGAGACACACAGCAGGUCCAAAGGAAGCGCCACAUUGGGAAUGAUAUUGUGGCUGCAGUUUUUCAAGAGGAGGCCACACCUUUUGUGCCUGACAUAAUCGCUUCCAAUUUCCUCCAUGCCUACAUUCUAGUUCAAGUGGAAAACCCAGGAACAGAUGACACCACAUACAAGGUGUCUGUCACAGCACGUGAAGAUGUGCCACAGUUCGGCCCUCCGCUUCCCAGUCCACCCAUCUUCAAAAAGGGUCCAGAAUUCAGAGAGUUUCUGCUGACCAAGCUCAUCAAUGCAGAGCUGGCAUGCUACAGGUCAAGCCGAUUUGCCAAGCUUGAGGAGAGAACACGAACAGAACUGCUAGAUAACCUUCAUAAUGAGUUACACAAGUGCACACAGGCAAUGCUGGGCCAUCCCCUCAGUGCAGAUGAAGAGAGGAUGGAGAACGGAGGACAUGGAGGAAUACUGGAGUCUAUUAAGCGGGCGAUGCGCAUGCGCAGUCACUCUAUGGAGGCGAUGGUGGGCUCCCAGAAACACGGCCGCUGCUCUCCAGGCGGAGGAGGCGUACCCACCAGCCUGAGCGGAGUCGGUCUGACACACAGCAACACUGAGGCUGCCAAGAACUCUUCUCCAGUGACAUCGAGCGCCAAGUCUCCUCUGAAGAGCCCGGUGAAGAGAUGCUCAGGGCUGUUCCCACGGCUACACACCAGUAUGGACGGACAGCCAGAGCGCCACACACGCAGUGUCCUAUAUGAUCAAAGAAGUCUAGAUAAUGGUCAUCUGUCACAGGAAGUGAGAUCAGAGACGUCGUCCAAUCCUAGCUCUCCAGAGAUCCUGAGCAAUGAGAGGCCAUCUCUCAAGCUGAAGGAGGUCAGUGGAAGACCAGAUAUCUCUCGAUCCUCCUCCAGCACCAGCAGCUUCAGCAGUGCUGCAGGAGACCCAGAGACUCUGGAGGAGAAAGAACCUAGCAGCCUCCAGAUUUCUCCUAGUCUCUCACCAGUCUUUGGCUCUCUGAGCACAGAGGGGCAGGGCGCAGGAACGCCAGUGAUCAUGUGCCGCAGUCCAACAGAUUUUAGGAAUAAGACCUCACCCAGAUCCAAUCUGAAGUUCCACUUUGACAGAUUGAGCCAAUCCACUGCUGGACAUUAGCAAAGAGAACGUCAAAGAUGACCAGAACCAUUAAAAGCAAUGGAUCAGCACUGAAGAUCAAACACUGUCAGGACUUGAGAAGGAGAGAAUUUAAGGAGGGACCCAUCACUCAAGCCUAUGCUCCCAAUCUGAACAUCACAGCAAUAAGCACACACGCGUAAGCACACAGUUAGCAUCUCCUCUAGUUUCUGCAGGUGGUCAACUGGUACUGACUUGGCACAUUUAUUGAUUUUGCACAUUUUGAAGUCUUUCACAGUAAACAUAAAGAAAUAAAAUAAAUAAUCCAAUAUUUUAUGAGUUAAUAAAAUACAAACUUGGAUUAGCAGGUCAGUAAUA
Sinocyclocheilus rhinocerous is the source of this 2734-nucleotide messenger RNA. RefSeq names its product rap1 GTPase-activating protein 2-like. The transcript has 25 exons. The record is from RefSeq and is a predicted model, not a curated record. Lineage: Eukaryota; Metazoa; Chordata; Actinopteri; Cypriniformes; Cyprinidae. Gene Ontology annotation, cellular component: cytoplasm; plasma membrane. Gene Ontology annotation, molecular function: GTPase activator activity. Gene Ontology annotation, biological process: regulation of small GTPase mediated signal transduction. Bases 233 to 2398 code for a protein of 721 amino acids.